Molecule: messenger RNA, 1602 nt
Organism: Leptopilina heterotoma
Lineage: Eukaryota; Metazoa; Arthropoda; Insecta; Hymenoptera; Figitidae
Product: cytadherence high molecular weight protein 2-like
Exons: 8
Coding region: 140-1429 (429 amino acids)
Cellular component (GO): kinetochore; Ndc80 complex
Source: RefSeq, a predicted model, not a curated record
UGUAAUUUAAAUUUAAAGACCAACGAACUUUAGUGGAAGUGGAACUUUUGUUUAUAAACAUCACAAACAUUUAAAAUAGACAUUUUAAUAUAAAAAUAUACACCUGAAGAAGAGAAAUUUUAAUAAUUGAACAAUUAAAAUGGAAGAAAAUGAUCUUAUUCUCUUCAAUGAAGCUCGACUUCCCGUUACUCAAGCUGACAUUACAAAACCUACCAAAGAAUUUGUGAUAAAUUUGAUUACAAUAUUCUUCAAUACAUUUCAUAUAGAUGGUAGCGCAAUUAAACAGCCAACAUUGGAGCAGUAUGACGCUAUACUAUCGGAUGAUCGAGAAUUAUACGAGGAAUUUAUAAAGAUAAUAAAUAUGUAUGCUGGAAUAAGUGGAAUUUCUGAGAAAUUAUUCUUUAAAGAUUUACACGUUCUUGAUAUUGCGAGUCCAACUCCUAAAAGAGCCAUAAAAGUGGGCAAAUUUUUAGCCAAUUUCAUCAUAUACUUUCGAAAUAAAGUCAGCGAACUGCAAGAUCAAGUGAAUGAAAUAGAAGAGAAACGAAAUAAAAUUAAUGAUUACAUUGCAAAGACAAAGGACGCAGAGGAAAAAAUUGCUUCUAGUAAAAACUAUCGAGAAAUUCAGUUAGUUGUUAAUGAACAGCUAAAGCAGGAAAUUGAAGAACUAGCUCAAAAACUAAAAGUCAAAAAGAAUAAAAUAGACGAGAAAAAAUUGAUAAUAAGCAGUCUUGAAAAGAAGAAAGCGAAAAAUAUUGAAAUUUACAACUCGAAAAAAACUGAAGCAAACAGGAUCAACAACAUAACUAGUGAAUUAAGACAACAAGUUGUCGAAUCUCCCGACAAAUUGGACGCACAAUUGGAAGAACUUGAAAGAGAGAAACAUCAGAAAAUACAAGAAAAAGAACUCAAAUUUGAAUCACUUAUGGAGAAAAAGAAUUUAGCUGAACAAAGAGAAUUGACACAUUCACUUGUUACGAAGGAAACUGAUAAAGCAUCUCAAAUAUUGAAAAUAGUUACAGACAUUAAAAAUUUUAUCUCUAAAUUGGAUACAAUUAAAAAAGAAAAGGAAAGUACUCAGGAAACUAUUUUAAAGUUAGAAAAAAAUCACGAUAUUGAGCAUAAUCAAUGCAAUGAUGUUAAUGUAAAUAAAAUAAAAAAACAAAUCAAAAAUCGAUUAUUGCCUCUACAUAAUCAAACUACUGAAUUAUUGAAAAAUAUAAAGGAAACAGAAAUGGAAAUUGCCGUUGAUCAGGAAGACUUUUGUGACAUCUCAACAAAGAAAAAUACCACAGAUCGUGAAAUAACAACAUUGGAAAUGGAAAUUGAGAAAUUUUUUAAACAUUCCAACGAACUUUAUUCUAAGGAAAUUUUAUCGGAAAUAAAUUCUUUUAAAAGAAUAAUGGAAUUUGAAAAUAUCAAUAAAUAGAAGUAUUAUUUUUAACAAUUAUUAUAAUUAAUACCAUUAUUAUAAUUAUUAAUUAAGAUUAUCUAAUAAGGAAGAGGCCUUGGAUUUAAACUUUAAGACAAGAAAUUUAACAAGAAUUUUAAGAAAAAUUAGGAAAGAAAAGGUAAUUUAAAUAAAAGUAUUUUUAUAUUAUA